AUGGCAAUGCUAUCAUUGUGUGGACUAUCUGAUGAUACUUUAUUCAAGAGCAAAUAUGCAGUUGAAGAAAACGAAGCAUUUGAGACUUUUCAGAAUGACAAUACUGUUAAUCAAAUGAAUUUGUACACACUUCCAGGAAAUCCAGUUGAAAAUAUGCGUAUGAUAACAGCUCGUGAUACAAUGGGUCGUCCAGUUGAAUUAAACUUUCAUCAUGGUACUACAACAUUAGGUUUCCAAUAUCAAGGAGGCAUAGUUAUUGCUGUUGAUUCUCGAGCCACUGGAGGACAAUACAUUGGUUCACAGUGUAUGAAAAAAGUUGUAGAAAUCAAUGAUUUCAUGUUAGGUACAUUAGCUGGCGGUGCAGCUGAUUGUGUUUACUGGGAUCGAGUUCUCUCUAAGCAAUGCAGAUUACACGAGCUAAGAAACAAAGAACGCAUUAGUGUUACAGCUGCUUCCAAAAUUAUGUCAAAUAUGAUUUAUUAUUAUAAAGGAUAUGGAUUGUCUAUUGGAAUGAUGUUAGCUGGGUAUGAUAAAAAUGGUCCGUCAUUGUUUUAUAUUGACAAUGAUGGUUCUAGGACACCUGGAAAAGUAUUUUCGGUAGGUUCUGGUUCAAUAUAUGCAUUUGGUGUACUUGAUUCUGGUUAUAAAUGGGAUCUUACUGAUGAUGAAGCUCAAAAACUAGGCCAAAGAGCUAUAUUCCAUGCUACUCACAGAGAUGCUUACAGUGGUGGUAUUGUUCGAGUAUAUCAUAUUACUAAAGAUGGAUGGAAACAUAUUAAGAAUGAAGAUUGUGAUGAAAUAUACGACAGAAUAAAGGAUGAAGCUAAAUAAAUAAAAUUUUAAAUAUAAAGGUCUUAAAAAUUGUAAUUAUAAGUACAUCAUUUUGUAUGGUUUAUAAACAUUAAAGCAUUAAUAAAAUAAAUUGUGGUAAUAAAUAAUUUCCAUCAUGAAAAUUAACUGUA
Molecule: messenger RNA, 962 nt
Organism: Sipha flava (yellow sugarcane aphid)
Lineage: Eukaryota; Metazoa; Arthropoda; Insecta; Hemiptera; Aphididae
Gene: Prosbeta5
Product: proteasome subunit beta type-5
Exons: 4
Coding region: 1-831 (276 amino acids)
Cellular component (GO): proteasome core complex
Molecular function (GO): threonine-type endopeptidase activity
Source: RefSeq, a predicted model, not a curated record